Molecule: messenger RNA, 2362 nt
Organism: Brassica oleracea var. oleracea
Lineage: Eukaryota; Viridiplantae; Streptophyta; Magnoliopsida; Brassicales; Brassicaceae
Product: probable disease resistance protein At1g15890
Molecular function (GO): protein binding; ADP binding
Source: RefSeq, a predicted model, not a curated record
UAAGUAAUGUUUACGAAUUAUUGGUGUAGAGUUAUUGGUCUUCAGCAUGUGGCUUACUAUUUUCUCAUCAAGUCAAUGAUAAUUAUUGGUGUUCCUCUUCCUCUUUCUCUUGUUCAUUACCAAAUCAGUGAGUUUAGUGGCUUUGGUUUCUUUCUGAAAGUUUGAGCAAAGAUGGGAGACUGUGUAUCACUAGAUUUAUCAUGUGAUCAAGCGCUGAAUCAAACUUGCAACUGCCUAUUUGGUGAUAGAAACUACAUUCACAUGAUGAAGGCUAAUCUUGAUGCUCUGGAGACAGCUAUGCAAGAACUUAGAGAAAAGCGAGAUGAUAUUGCAAGAAAAGUUUCCAUAGAAGAAGACAAAGGUUUGGAGCAACUUGCUCAAGUAAAAGGAUGGCGUUCAAGGGUAGAAAGUAUUGAUUCUCAGGUCAGUGAUCUGCUUAAGAGUAGAGAAACUGAAACUAAAAGAUUGUGUCUUUUUAGAUAUUUCUCCAAAAAUUGCAUAUCAAGCUGUAAGUAUGGUAAAGACGUAUCGAAGAAGUUAAUAGAAGUUAAAGAGCUUCUAUCUAAAGGAAUUUUCGAAGAGUUGGCCGAAAAAAAGCUUGCAGCAAAGGUGGAGAAGGAAGAUAUCCAAAAAACAAUAGGUUUGGAUUCGAUGGUUGGAAAGGAAGAACGUUAGGUAUUUUAUGGCAUGGGGGGAGUUGGGAAAACAACCCUCUUAGCUACUAUCAACAACAAAUUCGAGGAUGAAUUUGAAGUUGUGAUAUGGGUUGUGGUCUCUAAAGAUUUGCAGUACAAGGGCAUUCAGGAUCAGAUUCUAAGAAGAUUAUGUGCUGACAAGGAUUGGGAAAAGAAAACAGAGAAGGAGAAAAAAAAAUUAAUAGGGAAUAACCUAGGAAGAAAGAAAUUUGUUCUGCUGUUAGAUGAUCUGUGGAGCGAGGUAGAUUUGAACAAGAUUGGAGUUCCACGUCCAACUCAAGAAAAUGGAUCGAAGAUAGUUUUCACCACCCGUUCAAAGGAAGUUUGCAGUGACAUGGAAGCUGAUGAUAAGUUGCAAAUUGAUUGUUUGCCAGCGAAUGAAGCGUGGGAACUGUUUCGAAGUAUAGUUGGAGAAGACACAUUAAAGCUGCAUCAGGAUAUUCCCAGACUGGCAAAACAAAUUUGUGAAAAAUGUUAUGGAUUGCCACUUGCACUCAAUGUGAUUGGCAAAGCCAUGUCAUGUAAAGAGAAUGUACACGAAUGGCAUUAUGCAUUUGAUGUUCUCAGUACGUCUAGCCACGAGUUUCCAGAUAUGGAAGAAAAGAUUCUUUCAGUUUUGAAGUUCAGCUAUGAUGGUUUAAAGGAAGAAAAGGUGAAAUCAUGCUUCCUAUAUUGUUCUUUGUUCCCGGAAGAUUAUGAAAUAACUAAGGAGGAGUUGAUAGAGUAUUGGAUCGGUGAAGGAUUUAUAAAGGGAAAGAGAGAUGAAGAUGGAAGUAACAACAAAGGUCAUGUUAUUAUUGGUUCAUUAGUUCGUGCGCAUCUAUUGAUGGAGUGCGAAGAACAUUUCAAACCUGCGGUGAAAAUGCAUGAUGUGUUACGUGAAAUGGCUCUUUGGAUAGGGUCUAUUUCUGGAAAAGAGGAAGAAAAACAGUGCGUCAAAUCCGGUGUGAAGCUAAGCCGUAUACCAGAUGACAUCAACUGGAGAAUUUCGAGAAGGAUCUCGUUGAUGAGUAAUCAAAUUAAAAAGAUAUCUUGCUGUCCCAAUUGCCCCAAUCUUUCCACUCUAUUUCUCGGGGGUAACAAUUUGGAGGUUGUGCCGGGUAAAUUCUUUCAGUUUAUGCCAGCCCUUGUCGUCUUGGAUCUUUCGCAUAACAGAUAUCUUAGUGAAUUUCCGGAAGAAAUUCGCAGCUUGACUUCCUUGCAAUACCUCAAUUUAUCAUUCACAGCUAUAAGUUCGUUAUCAGUUGGUUUGAAGGGGUUGAGGAAACUAAUAAGCCUGGACCUGGAGUACUGUGCCGCCCUUGAAAGCAUUGAUGGGAUAGGAACAAGCUUACCAAAUCUUCAGGUGUUGAAACUAUUUCAUUCUGGUGUUUUUAUUGAUGCAAGAUCAAUUGAAGAGCUUCAACUUUUAGAGCACUUGAAGAUUUUAACAGGAAGCGUAAGCGAUGCUUUAAUCUUGGAAAGUAUCCAAAGAGUUGAGCGAUUGGCCAGUUGUAUUCAACGCCUUGAGAUUUUCCAACUGUCCGCAGAGGUUUUAACAUUAAACACGGCAGCUCUGGGUGGUCUUCGAGUGCUUGAGAUUGGGAUGUCCAAAAUCUCAGAGAUAAAGAUAGAUUGGAAAAGCAAAGAGAAACAAGAUCUUCCUUCUCCAUGCUUCAAGCACCUCU